CGAAUUUUUUUUCCUUUUUUCCGGAGACAACGCAAAGAAGUGUUUUCUCUGCAACACGUGUUUCAAAAGAAUGGCUUCCUUGGAAAGAAACUAUUUUUGGGGUUGUACGCUGAGCAAAGACAAGCCCGAGGUAGAAUGGCUUGGUUUAGAUGCCAAAGAAAGCCCUGUGGAAGUCGACAUUUUAAACCAACUUGCUCUCAGUCAGGCAUGCCUUGGGCCGAAAGCAAAAGACAACUCUCAUGUUGUACAGGUCACAACAAAAGGUGUCAACGACAACUCAAUAACACAGCCUAUUAUCAUUCUUGGUUCUGGAGUUAGGCAGGUACAGUGUCGACUAGAGUUUAAUUCGGAAGCGACCUUCAAACUUAUUGAAGGAGUUGGACCAGUUCAUCUGUCUGGUAGUCACAUUCAAGUGUUAUCCGAGGGUUAUGUUGACAGUGACGAAGAGGACAGCAUUGAUGAAGGCAUUGCAUCCGGAAAACUAUUGUCGCCACCGAAUGUAAAACGACAAAAUCCACCCAAGUCUGGAAAAGAACAACGUCCGGCCGCUAAGAAAGCAAGGCUUGAAAUAGUCAAUGGCAAUGAUGCAUCCAGCGAUGAGGAACCAGACCAACUCAUCCCGAUAAAUCUGAAAGACGACAAGGCAAAGGUAGCCAAAGGAAAAGUGGACAAAACAAAGAAACCAGCUGUUGACACCAAGUCGAAGAAACCAAUUUCAGCUCCUGCGAAGAAGGCCAAGUUAGAUGAGGAUGACGAAGAUGAUUCCGAAGACGACGAGGAUGAUGAUGAUGAUGAUUUCGAUGUCGAUUCGGAAGAUGAUGACGAUGAUGAAGAUGCGUCCGAUAGCGAUGAUGAUGAUGAUGACAGUGAUGAUGAUGACGAUGAUGAUGACGAUGAUGACGAAGAUGAUGAAGACGAUGAAGAUGAUUUCGAUGAGGAAUCAGAUAAAGAGGAGGAAGGCUUAACCCAGAAUAAAGGAAAGCCCGCAAAGGUUACCCCUGGAAAGAAGAAAGAGGAAAAUAAAACGCCUGGAAAGAAACAAACGCCGAACAAACAGACGCCAAAGAAGGGUAACAUGGAAGCUUCUGUAAAUCUACCAAAGACGCCUGACCUGAGCACCGUAAAACAGAAACUUUUAAAGUCCCCGAACCUGCCGAAAAAAAUGGACAAGUUUAAAAAUUUCAUGAAAACAAAUAUGAAAAUCACUGACGAAAAGGUUGUUAAAGAUAUGUGGACAUUCGUUCAAGCGAACAAGAAGUAGGCUCGUAACAAACAGUGGAUGGAACUAGCUUGCGUUACCGUGCGAGUUAAAUUUCCCCAUAAUAAUGUAUACAAUUCACAUUCAGGACUAUAUAUAAUGCUGGACCAAUAAAUGGAUGCUAAAAUC
Molecule: messenger RNA, 1387 nt
Organism: Dendronephthya gigantea
Lineage: Eukaryota; Metazoa; Cnidaria; Anthozoa; Malacalcyonacea; Nephtheidae
Product: mitotic apparatus protein p62-like
Exons: 14
Coding region: 71-1261 (396 amino acids)
Biological process (GO): chromatin remodeling
Cellular component (GO): nucleoplasm; cytoplasm; nucleolus
Molecular function (GO): RNA binding; histone binding; chromatin binding
Source: RefSeq, a predicted model, not a curated record